Messenger RNA from Racocetra persica, 288 nucleotides. The record is from the annotation of a GenBank genome assembly. NCBI's taxonomy places the organism in Eukaryota, Fungi, Glomeromycota, Glomeromycetes, Diversisporales, Gigasporaceae.
GCAUUCAGUAGGCACAAAACAAGUUUCUAUUAACGCCUUUCCUGAAAAUAUAUUUGUUUAUCUUUUUGAACAUGAGCUUUCUUUCUGGUAUAUCAACUAUGAUUAUUGGAAUAUUAGACAAGAUCCAAAAUUAAAAACUAUAGGAUAUGUUUUAUUUAUGGAUAAUGAGAAUUCUUACAGAGUUAGCUUUAGUUGGUUACAAUCUGAAUUUAAAGAGAAUGAAUGUGUUUUUCACUGCAGUACUGCUACGUGUAAAUUCAUAGCAGAUUCUGGAGAAUUUUCUGAACA